Patiria miniata (bat star) is the source of this 4193-nucleotide messenger RNA. It is a transcript of the gene ptdss2, whose product is annotated as phosphatidylserine synthase 2-like. The transcript has 11 exons. Gene Ontology annotation, molecular function: L-serine-phosphatidylethanolamine phosphatidyltransferase activity. The record is from RefSeq and is a predicted model, not a curated record. NCBI's taxonomy places the organism in Eukaryota, Metazoa, Echinodermata, Asteroidea, Valvatida, Asterinidae. Bases 223 to 1674 code for a protein of 483 amino acids. Gene Ontology annotation, biological process: phosphatidylserine biosynthetic process.
UACUAGUAAUACUAGGCUGGAGGGAAUCAUCAACAUGGACUAGCAGAUAUAAAUAUUGAAUUCGUAAAUGUGCCAUUUUGUCCCCUCCACCUUGGGAUUCGCCCAAACCUAGGAUACACAAGCUGCUACUUUCCUCCCAAACUGCCAUAACAAACUUAACAGCUCAACAGCUGACAUAGGACUUACAGUUUGUGAACUCAAACUUAGUCAGUGUUAGUCAAAAUGGCGACAAGGUCAGCCAAGGAGUCCGUUCAACCGGUGACCCGCGACGGGAGCCUGUCGUCCAGACCCAGCUUUUCAUCGUUCCUGACAAAUGUCGAGGAUGACGGAACCAUGACGUAUUUCUGGAGAGCUCAUUCCAUCACGGCUCUGAUCUUCCUGAUUGCAUCCUUGCUGUAUGUCUCGCUCUUUGAAGACCAAACUCAUGACGUGUCUUGGAAUGUUAAAAGGGGCAUCGUGGCUUGCGUGGUGGUGUUCUGUAUUUUCGGAAUGACUCAGGUCCGAGAUGGUCCCUUCAGACGGCCUCACCCUGCCUUUUGGAGACUGGUCGUCUGUCUCAGUGUCCUCUAUGAACUUGCCUUGGUCUUUCUUCUUUUUCAGACGGUGGACAAUGCUCGUCAGCUUAUGGCUUACUUGGAUCCAGAGUUGGGCAAGCCUCUUCCUGAGCAGUCUUACGCUGAAGACUGUCGGAUCUAUGAUCCUGACGGUCACCCGGAUGGACCUUGGCACAACCUGUGGGAAAAAAUGGAUAUCUUUGUUGUGGGUCAUCUUGUGGGCUGGUUCUUUAAGAUGUUGAUGAUCAGAGACUACUGGGUGUGCUGGGUCAUCAGUAUCAUGUUUGAAUUCUUGGAGUAUUCCUUGGAACAUCAACUGCCAAACUUUGCCGAGUGCUGGUGGGACCACUGGAUUCUUGAUGUUCUUGUCUGUAACGGUGCUGGAAUUUGGCUCGGGAUGAAAACUCUCAACUAUUUGAACAUAAAGACUUAUCAGUGGCGGGGUCUGUGGAAGAUAUCCACAUAUCGUGGUAAAUUGAAGCGUAUCUUCCUGCAGUUCACACCGUACAGCUGGACUCGAUUUGACUGGCAGCCGACGGCUAACCUAACCCACUGGCUGGCAGUGCUGGGCAUCAUAUCCAUGUAUUUAUUGGCGGAGCUGAACACGUUUUAUCUCAAGUACAUCCUGUGGAUUCCCCCACCACACCUACUCAACUGGCUACGUCUGGUUCUCUACGUUUUGGUUGGUUCCUGUGCGCUGAGGGAGUUGUUUCAGUACAUGAGUGACCCUGAGUGUAAGACGAUGGGUCAGCAGUCUUGGGUCAUGAGUGCCAUCAUCUUCACUGAGUUCCUCAUCGCUCUCAAGUUUGACCUGCCGCUCAUCCUGAAGCCGUUUCCUCGGUACAUCGCCAUCUGCUGGAUCCUGGGCAUCCUCGCUGUUGUCUCCUGGACCGUCUGGAACUUCUGCAUUCACCGCAUCUCCUUCCGUUUCUUGCACUGGACGAUGAAGAAACCAAAAAGCGGCAACAAGAAGGAGAAGGAAACCAUGGCAACCGAUGACGCUGAUGGUUGCGAGGUCGAUGAUCACGAGGUAUCAAAUAACAGCCAACCGGCAGUCAAAAAGCAAACGGAGCGUCCUUACAUGACUAGACUCCGAACACGAAAUAAUGAAAAUGCUUAAAUUUUGAAAUCGACAAUUAUGUCAUACGAGUGGGUUGCCUUACACAAAGUUUACGCACAGUGUUUUUCCCAACCGAAAAGAUAAUUUGUUUUGGUUGUUGAUUUUGCUGGAAUGUGUUGAAUAAAGUAUUUUAAAUACUGUACACUUUCACCCAUUGAUCAUUUUGCAGUAGAAAGUCAUCUUUUAGAGUAUAACUUUUGUAUGUACAUGUAUGCUUCGACUGAGGUUGCAUACGGUAAGCAUGUCCAUUUUCGAAUAAUUUAAUAUUUGAUUGUUGAACUGCGUUUGGCCGAAUAUUCUAAAGCUUGAAACUUUGCGUGCAGUGAUUGAUGGUAUGGGCCACUGGAAUGUUGUGCAGUAAGUAUACGGUCUAGGGCUUCAGCCUGCUAAAAGGAUGUCAACAAAAAAAGUUGCUGACGCUGUUGAAAAACAGCAAUCUGACAAUAAAGUGCCAUAACUUUACGAUUAAAAAAAAGUUACAGUCGUCUUUCGAAUAUGUGAACCAGUAAAAAGUUAUUCAAAUAUUUGGUUGAUGACCGCAUAUUCUGGACAGCCCAGCAUAUAGUUGCAGAGAAUCAGUGGUUUUCUUGUACCACAUGUCUUGUCUUGUAUCACAUAACUCGGCACUCUUAGUUUUGAGAAUCUAAAAUUUGGUAUUAAUAACAAUACAGGCUGUCCUUUAAGACACAAAUCGUCUUAUCUUGGAAUUUCAGAACAACAAACAAAUCCAAAGUUCUUUUCUUAUUGUAAUGGUGCAUUUUCCUGAUUACGACAGGUUUUCCGUCCAACUUUUGAGACUUGCCAUUAUAUGUUUCUAAAGAAAUGACUGCAAGUCAGGAAAGAUUGCACAUAAAUUCCACUUACAUGUAGCAGAGAAUGACAUGUUGAAGCUUAGAAGAUGAAAUUCACAUCAAGGUGUUGUAAAUUUGAUAUGAGGUUUUGCCCGGUUGAAGUUUAUUUGUGACGUGCUCAUGUUGGACUUUAUUUUAAGCUGUAUGAAAGUGUUAGAGGCGCGAUCGGUUGAUGUGCGGGAUCAAGACAUUAUUGGUCGAUUGCACUGCCACCAGUCGAAUGCCUUUUCUUUCUACUUCAUGGCCCUGUAGGAUUUUUUUAACACGGUUAGUAAAGUCAGAGAUAUCCUACAGAGUGGACCGAUAGUGCAGCAUGAUCAACCGAUAGCACAGCGUGAUCGAACGAUAACACAGUAGUGUGAUUAACCGACUUCGCAUAUUGACUGAUCGUCCCCAACAAAAGAGAAGGGAGUGUGAUUUUUUAUUUUUGAAAUUUGGGAAUAAUUAUCGAUUGAGGCAGUUAAUUUGACUACUGUGGUUUUUUUUAUAUCGUUGUUUGUUUUUGUAGACUCUAGCUUAUUAAUGUUUAUUUAUUUUUUGUUCUUGAUUGCGUUUGUUUUGUUUGCAGAUUUAGUUAUGUAAAAUGCAGCUUUUGUUCACAUAAAUUGAUUGAAUUUGAUUAUAAAUCAAAGAUUUCUAAUUUGUUUUUGUUUCAUUAUACUUUUACUUCUUGCGAAUCAUAUGAUGAUAUCUUAAAGGUCAAUAUUCAUACUAACAGACUUGCAUUAAUUCAUUUGACAAUAUUUAGGUGGAUUGGUUGUGUAGACGUUUUUGAAAUAUUUUUAUUCCAUCAAAUGUCAGUGAUAGAACACUGAAAAUGCCCAUUUUAUAUAAAGAACUAAUAUUGCCUGAUUGUUUGAAAUGUACAUUUAAAAUGGCUUUGAAAGGGAAAGGUGUAAUAAUUAAAUAAUUAACGCUAAGAAAGCUUCGUUAACUCUUUUGACAUUGUGUACGUGGAUUGUUAAUUUAAAUAAUUGGGAGCUGUUUUAUUUGUUUAUAUUAACUUGUAAAAUUCAUUAAGUGUUGUAUUAUAUGUUUUGGGAAAGAUCUAUUUUAAUCACUAAUAAUCAGUAAUGUUAAUUUUUAAACGAUAGAAAUCAAAAACUUGACAAACUCUUACGCUGCGUAUCAUAUUUAAAAUAUAAAUUGAUUUUGUUUUCCAUAUUAAGCGUUGAGCAAAAAACAGUACUGUUCAAAAAUUCUUGAGACGUUGGGAAAGGUAAAGGCCUGAAAUCUUGUCGUUAAUUUAAGCUUUAAGUGAUGUCUAAAAUUUGCAGGAGUAUUCAAAAUUGUUUUACAUUUUGUGCCAACAAGUUUUUUUUAAUGUUUAUGUGUGGGUUCAUGGGCUCUUGGCAUAACUAUCACGGAAUAGUUUAUUUUCAUACCUGCUUAAAACUAAAAAUAUUGAAGAGUGUUGUUUAGUUGUUAAAUUAAAUAACAUAGUUUACAGUGGAAACAUUAGCACCAAAUGUAAAUGUAUGUUGAGCUCAUGCAUGACCUUGUGUUCCUGAGCAAGCUGUUUUACCACAAUUAAUCAAUUAUGUUCUCUUAUAGUGAUGUAAAAUGUAAUGUUAAAGGAUGUAUCUGAUGUACUAACAUAACUGAAAUUUCGUGUGUUAUAUGACCCAAAAAAAGCUAUUCAAAUGACACCAUUAAUUGUGACUAGUA